Owenia fusiformis is the source of this 1410-nucleotide messenger RNA. The record is from the annotation of a GenBank genome assembly. Lineage: Eukaryota; Metazoa; Annelida; Polychaeta; Sabellida; Oweniidae.
UUGGAAACAUUGGAACGAUUAAGUAUUACGGAUGAGAAACUUUUACUUCCGGACUCUGGUGGCAAGGUAUUCCUGGUAUUAAUAGAAAUUAUGGAUUCCCUGGACUGGUCGCACCUUCCUGAACAUGUCAUCGUUGAAAUAUUCCGUUAUCUUUCCCUUGGCCAACGGUUCUACACAUCCCUUGUGUGCAAAACAUGGCAGACUAGUUUCCAAAUGCCCUAUCUCUGGCGUCAAUUUGAUUUCAAACUAAAAACCCAAGACGAUUUGCGAUUGCUAAGUUGUAUACCUCUAUAUGGAAGGCAUAUCCAAUCCGUGUACAUUGAGCUUGAUCAGUCAGUGGACGAACUCAGAGAGGCAGGGGUUAAGGUGAUAACUGACCUGGCCCGAUUAAGCCCAAGACGUCUUCAGUACUUAACUUUGAAAUUCACCGGAGAAAAUCCAUUAUUCUACGCUGGGAAGGAAUAUACAGAUGCUUUGCAUGUGUUGUUUUCUCCAUAUAGUUCAAAUGUCGAUGACGACAUACAAUACCGGGGUCUCAUAUCAGUAGACAUAAGCAAGCUCUAUGUCGCUCUGGACGACAAACUUAUCAACAUACUUUCGACAUAUAACAAAGAUAUAGAGCGAGUGAACAUCCAGAAUCGGAACCUUAUAUGCAGGGUUAGCCCAACUUGUUUACUCAGACUUGUAACAAGGUGCCGAAAACUAAAAGAACUAUGCGUGUAUAACAGUAGUAUGUCAGAAGACGUGUUACUUGCAUUGACUGAGAGUGAUCGAUCCCCAUUACAACAUCUGUCAAUCAUCUAUAGACGCGAGGAGAAAUACCUUAAACAUAUAUCAGAUGACUCGUGGAUUGAUUUGGUAAAGGUCCUUCCUGGAUUGAGGGUCACUCUAGGCUUCGACCACACUAUUGAAUUGGCAAACAUCAAACAUAAACUCAAUCCGCAUAUACCGGUGUCUGUUUUGCGACUCGACACGUUCACUCGUAUCUAUGACGAAAUCAACAUAGCUGCCAGCUACUAUGGUAACACUCUAGAAAAACUGGUUGUCCAGACGACCGAGUCCGAUGAACUUAAUUCUGCUGUAUUGAACCUGGUAGAAAAUUGCCCAAAUUUGAAAUCCCUACAUGUGUUCUGUGUCCUUGAAAAAUCCAUCAUUGAUAGAAUCUUUGAAUUGAGGCCUGUUUUAAGAGAGAAGAACACGUUUACGUUAAAACACAUCAAAGAGCCUCAUCCAUGGGUAGCUGGAAACGAUUGCUUUGGAAUGUGAUCUAGCUCAGGAUCUACACUCGAUGCUAGUUCCUCUCUUACAGGUAGACAUGUGAUAAGAUACCCUGCAUGCAGUCUCGUUAUGAACUACCGAAGACGAAGCUCCCUUUUAAGAAGCAUUUAGUCGAACGAAUGCAAAGGGUAG